Molecule: messenger RNA, 3447 nt
Organism: Naegleria fowleri
Lineage: Eukaryota; Heterolobosea; Eutetramitea; Acrasida; Naegleriidae
Exons: 1
Coding region: 1-3447 (1148 amino acids)
Biological process (GO): regulation of proteolysis; proteasome-mediated ubiquitin-dependent protein catabolic process
Cellular component (GO): cytoplasm
Molecular function (GO): ubiquitin protein ligase binding
Source: RefSeq, a predicted model, not a curated record
AUGUCGCGAACUCUCCAUGCAUCGGCCACCUCUCUUCUUCAUCAUUUACUGGGUGAUGAUGAUGAGGAGCAGGAUGGAAGUGAUGAAUACGAAAAUGAUGAAGAAUUUUACCAGAGUAAUGAAGAGGAAGAUCGUGAACAAGAGGAAGAUUUUGAUGAUGAUCAGGAGGAUGAUGAACCUCACUUGGAAGGGCAGGAUCGUCUAGAAGAGAGUCGAGUGGAUUUAUUAGUGAAUCCGUUAGCCUCUUCUUCCUCUUCUGCUCAAAAACAUCAUCAACGUCCUUUAAAACAAUUUUUGAAACAACAAAAGAAGAACAAAGAUCAUUCUCCUCAAGUCAUUCCCAUGACCGAUCCGAAAGAGAUUGAACAAUUCUAUGAACAAUUGAAAAUCAUUAAGAAACACCAUGAGAAUGAGGAUAAUGAUGGACAUCAAUGUUCUCUUCAUCACCUCUCUUUGCAAAGUCCACUCUCUCAAACCGCAACUUCCAACAAGUGUUCCAUUUCUCUCUUUAAUGAACAUGCAAAUACUUUGAAAGUUUACAAACAUUCCAUAUCAAAAAGGUAUGACCAAAUUCGUGAACGUGCCUUGAAUGAACAUCCCAUUCAGGUCCGAGUAAAAGAUCAUCUCAAGAAGAUUUGUCCAGAUUACAAACAACUGAAAUAUCAAGUGGAUCGAGUUGAAAUGAAACAAUUGAAUGUUUCCAAAUUGUUGGGUUAUGCCACCUGUUAUAUUCCAAAACUGCAUUCCAUUUUCAUUCAUGGAGGUACUAAUCAAAGUAAUAAUGCUCAAUGUCGAGAUGUCUUUGUUUAUAAUAUUCAUCAGAAUAGUUUUCAUGUCUUGGAGUUUUUGAACCGUAAUCUUGAGCGCUAUUAUUAUUAUUCUCGACAAGGAAUGACUAAACAUUUUAUGGUACCUGUGGCUCAAAGUGAUUGCAUUCUUGUGUUUGGAGGUGGAGCGGUGAGCGUGUUGACAUUUAAGAAAGUUCUUUCAUUAUCUUCUCAGAGAAAUUCAAGUGGCAAUAGUGGAGGCAUGAAUUCAGUGAGUGGUAGCAACAACACCAUCAAUGCAUUUCAUGAAGUGAUUCGUCAUCUCAAAUGGGGUGUCAAACAUUACGAUCCCUACUCUCAGAAAUUUACCUAUUAUCAGACGAGCAUUCCAUUCCUUAAUCAUGAAUUAUUUAACUUUUCAGAAUAUUACAAUUUUCAACAUGUACUCGAUCCCUCCACACUCACUCUGUAUUUAUUUGGAGGCAAGUUCCAGCGUUCAAAUCAUCGAGAAGUCGAUGAAAGUCACCUCAUUUUCAAAAUUGAAAUUAUUUCUCAAAAUAAUCCUCUUGUGAUUGGUCACAACCAUUUUUCUGUUGCCUUUCAGUUGAGUGUUCUCAUUCCAUCACACAAAUUUCAAAGUUAUUCAUCAAAGAUUACCUCCAACCAAACCUCAUUUCGUUCCAAUUCAUUAAUUUGUAUGAAAUGCAGUGGUGACGAUGACAAUGAUCGAUCCUCACUACUAACUGGAACCAUUCCAGUUACAAGUAUCACCAUUGCAUCACUUCUUUCCCAUCGUAAACACAUGAGUACAUGUUUUGUCCCAACCACUCAUGAAAUUUACUUUUAUGGAGGUAUUGAACAAAAUCAAUGGAGAAAUGAAAUGUAUUACUUCAAUACUCAUUCGAAUCGAUGGAGUAUGAUUGAUAUGAAUUAUUCUUAUUUGGAUAUUGAAUCACUAAUAUCUUCUACAACGACCACCUCAUUGAAUGCAAUGACUACUAUGGUGAAUCAAAAAAUCCCUCAACUCACACCGAAUCCCAAACGGGUCAUUCCUACCAUGACUCUCAAUUAUGAUUCCAAAAGCAUGCUUUUAUUUGAUCGCAUUGAUGGAAGUAUUUAUUGUUAUUCCUUGUCACAGUCCAGCUCUGGUCGACAGUCGGCAUGGAAUGUCAUUCAUCCAUUGGGCAUUCAAAGUCAUGCAGAUUACAUGAAUGUGAAUCGAAUAUUACCCACUCAGAAUAUUGUUGCUCCACCUUAUCAGACCAUCCCUCAAUCAUAUUAUCAAGUAUUGAGAGUUGGUGAAAAGUUGUACAUUUUAAAUACCACGACUAACAUUAGCGAGAGCAAUGCAAGCGGUGAUAUGGGUAGUAAUAUGAGUGGGUCGUAUUCAUGUAAACAUUUCUUCCCUAUCCAAAUUCUAACAAACCCUAUCGUGAAUACGAAUGACACGAAUAUAUUGAGUCACAUCUCAUUGAUUUAUCGCUCUCAAGAAUAUGCCGACGUGAAAUUUGUUGUGAAAAAGUAUAAGAAGAAUAAUGCCAAUAUCGCUGAAAACAAUGGUCAUGACGAAUAUGAAUAUUUUACAGGACACAAGUCCAUCAUUUCAUGUCGGUGUCCAUAUUUGAAAGAAUUAAUUCAACAAUCCGAUUACUAUGAAGAAGAAAAUGAUUCAAGCAAGAGAGGAUAUUACAAUCAGAGCAGUAAUACUCGAAUGCUCAUUGUUAAAAUUCAUGAUACGACCUCAGAUCUAUUUAAGGCAAUAUUAGAUUUUAUAUAUUUGGGAGAAUUACAUUUACAUGAAGAUGACACGACAACACAACAUGAUGCCGUCUCUGUUGACAUUGGGAAGGAAAAUGAACAAUUUACAAUUGUAAAUCGAUUUCUUUCCAUUUGUAAGAAAUGGAAUUUUAAGAGUGAAUUCUUUGAGAGUUUAUGUCGAUUUGAUCAAUCUCUUCAUUUGGAUGUCUACACAAAAAUUAUUUCAGAUUUUGAAAGGGACAUUGUUAGUAUGGUGAAUAAUCAUGAAGCAUUUGCAGAUGUGAAAAUUAUUUUAGAAGAUGAAGAUUAUAUCGAAGGAGAAGAGAUGCAAUUCACAGAAAACUCGAAGGACAGUCAUACGUUUUCACAUCAACAAGCUGAUGUUGUGACACAAAAUGAUACGGAAGAAGGUACAAUGGAAGGCAUAGAGAGUGACCACAAUUUACUACUACCUCCGCAUUCGUGUCAUUACGAAAUGGUCCAAGUUCACAAGUGCAUGAUUAUUCGUUUGCCAUUCUUUGCUAAAAUGUUUGAACAUGGAUUUAGUGAAUCCUUAACCAAUACGAUUCGAUUCAAAUCCAAUGUUCUCGAUAAGAAUGCAUUGAUACAAGUGCUGCAUUAUAUUUAUACCGAUCGAUCGACAGAGAUUACUCCUGCAAACUGCAUAGGUAUUUUGGUGUAUUCUCAAAUGUUUGGCCUCUCGCAGCUAGCAUCUAAUUGCAGAAAUAUGAUUCGUGCCAACUUGACACCUCAUAAUUGCAGUGCUAUUUUAGAGAUUGCACAAAUGUACAAGGACCAAGCUCUGGAAAGAGAGGUCAUUGAAUACAUUUCCAAGAAUACAGAAGCAAGCGAAUUGGUUUUGCAAGCAGACAGCUGCCUGAGCACUGAAUCGAAACUCGCCAUUAAGAAGAAGAAAAAGUAG